AUGGCUCUGCUCGUUCAUUCGCCCGAUAUGUGCACAGCGAAGACCCUAAUCAACCCUAAUCCGAGUCCGAGGAACCUCAAGAACCCCAGCAGCGCCCUCAGGAAUGACGAUAGAGUGGUUUCGUCGAUGGCGAGAGUUAGGUUUGGGGUUAAGGAUCGGGAGGUGAAAGUUCCGGGGUUGAGUCACGAAGAUGCGAGGCUGUAUGGUCAGUUCUCGGCUCCCGUUGUGAAGCAAGGUUCGAAGCGGAGCAAUGAGGAAGAAGAGGAGAAGCAGAAUUACUACGUGAAUAUGGGGCACGCUAUCAGGACUCUGAGGGAGGAGCUGCCGGACCUCUUCUACAAGGAGCUAAGCUUCGAUAUCUACAGGGAUGAUAUCGUUUACAUAGAUCGUUUCAAUACCUUUGCUGGAAUUGAGAACUACAAAUCAAUGUUCUGGGCGCUGCGUGUCCUAGGGAGGGUGUUCUUCAGGGGAUUGUGGGUUGACAUCAUCAGCGUCUGGCAGCCUGUUGACGAUAUAAUCCUGAUCCGGUGGGUAAUACAUGGCAUACCACGGGUCCCAUGGGAGAGUCUGGCUCGUCUUGAUGGCAUCUCGGAGUACAAACUCGAUAAGAAAGGCAAGAUUUAUCAGCAUCAAGUAGACAACAUGGCGUUUAACUCGCCUCCUCACAAGUUCAGAGUGAUGGGUAUGGAGGAGCUGCUCCAGGCUAUUGGCUGUCCCUCAACACCAAGACCUACGUAUUUCGAGGCAUCAUCUGUAUCCCCCACAGAAGAACUCAUUAAGAGCGGGUAG
Molecule: messenger RNA, 789 nt
Organism: Linum trigynum
Lineage: Eukaryota; Viridiplantae; Streptophyta; Magnoliopsida; Malpighiales; Linaceae
Source: the annotation of a GenBank genome assembly